Molecule: messenger RNA, 459 nt
Organism: Penicillium olsonii
Lineage: Eukaryota; Fungi; Ascomycota; Eurotiomycetes; Eurotiales; Aspergillaceae
Source: the annotation of a GenBank genome assembly
AUGUCCGCAUUCGCACCCGAAGACCCAGACGAUUACUCGUACGCCGAGACCGACCCCGCGGAGACCUCCACCCCUCCAAUCCCAGAUCAAGCGGGCGACGAACCGUCGCAUGGCCACGGCCACUCCAACCCCCUUCUUGGAUCCGACCCCCUUGUUUCCGAUCUGGAGCAGGAAGUGCUAGAAGAAUACACCCGAUUGUUGCGCAAUGUGAACCAGCUCUCCGACAAAGUCGCCGAUCUUGCGGGCUCGCCUGCAUCCAUGCCCCUCGAUGGAUUGCGUCUUCUAGAGCGCAAGACCGCGACUGUGUGCACCUUGCUCAAGGCUAGUGUGUACAGCAUCGUUCUACAGCAGCAGAUCUGGAACGAGAAUGAGGAGCAGCAGCAACAGCAGCAAAGCGAAGCCCAGUUCCAAGAUCAGCAGUAUCAGCAUGGAUAUGACGAAGACGUGACAUUCCAAUGA